AUGGUUUGGUGUGAUUUCUGCGGGUCGAGGCAGGCGAUUCUGUACUGCCGCGCGGACACCGCUCAGCUCUGCCUGUGGUGUGACCAGCAGGUGCACUCCGCCAACGCCCUCUCCAAGAAGCAUCUCCGCUCCCAGAUCUGUGACAGCUGCGCCGCCCAGCCGGCGUCCUUCCGCUGCUCGACGGACGGCGACAGUUUCUCGGGCUCUGAUGGCGGCUGUGGUGGAGAUAGGGAGGAUUUAGAACCGGGGACGCCGAGGCGCGAACAGGAUGUGCAACAGGAAUUUACGUCGUUGCUAUUGAUGCCCACGCCGCCCAAUCACAACACCACCACUGCAUGUAUGUUUCAUAUAUGGGACUUCAAUCUGGGACAAUUGAGGGGCCAUGAGGAGUCUAGCCCCGUUGAACUAGAAUUUGGAGGAAGUGACAUGUACACUAUGAAAAGUUAUGGGGAAGCAUCAUUGGCAAAGAGAAGAGUGGUGGACAUCUCUGGAGUGAACUGUUCUGUUGCCAAGGAAGAUAUAAUCCCCUUUCACUCCAGAUUUCUGGCUGGUGGUGGCUAUUGGCUAUUGGCAUCCUAG
Molecule: messenger RNA, 579 nt
Organism: Salvia hispanica
Lineage: Eukaryota; Viridiplantae; Streptophyta; Magnoliopsida; Lamiales; Lamiaceae
Source: RefSeq, a predicted model, not a curated record